Molecule: messenger RNA, 510 nt
Organism: Vigna umbellata (rice bean)
Lineage: Eukaryota; Viridiplantae; Streptophyta; Magnoliopsida; Fabales; Fabaceae
Source: RefSeq, a predicted model, not a curated record
AUGGUCUGUGAGAAGUGUAAGUUUAUCUCCGAAAUUAACAAGGUAAUAGUACCAGAAUGGAAAGAAGGGGCCAGCAACACUACGGAGGGUGGUGGCCGCAAGAUCAACGAGAAUAAGCUUCUCUCCAAAAAAGAUAGAUGGACCCCUUACGGAAAUACCAAGUGCAUCAUAUGCAAGCAGCAAGUGCAUCAGGAUGCCAAGUACUGCCACACCUGUGCUUACUCUAAAGGAGUCUGUGCGAUGUGUGGCAAGCAAGUUCUUGACACCAAGUUUUACAAACAGAGCAAUGUGUAGUGAAUGCUAGUACUGCACUGCUUCCCGCAUCUUCUUUUAGGUGCAUAAUAGGAUUAUCUUUCUUUCUGAUUGUUUGUUGAUUGCAUUGUCAAUGCAACUAAAAACUGUAAAAAACAAAUACAGUGAGUUUUUUCUUCUGUAUCUGACCUCUGUAAUGUACUUGGUGAAUGUAUGUUAUUUAUCCAAAACAUAAACCAAAUGGUGCUAAACUCCUGC